GGCCGAAUAAACCAAACACCUGCCACCGCGCACACUUUCAACACGACGCCGUGCAGCGUGGAGCUUACGUGACUAGACAACGAACACAUCUUUUGUUUUGUAUUCAAACUGGCAAACACUGGAGAUACUGUCACGAAAAAAGCAAAACACAUCUGGGUGUUUGUUGCAUGUAUCUCCUCAACUGUCCAGAUAACAGCUUAGAAGGAUCCUGACGAAUUGCGCGUGCACAAACUGCAACUUUUACCUCGGUUUUUUGGACUCACUGACACGCCCCAAAAGUGGGAAUUCAAAAAGCUAACGUUAGAGCUAUACAAGCUCUUAUGAGUUUAUGAAAAGGUUUUUGACGGAUUUCAGAGUUUAAGGCACAAGCUGUCCUCACAGAGACUGUAAGGAAUGUAACGAUAACAUCUCACCUGAUCUUCAAGACACCAGGCUACACGGAGCUACAGACCGUCUGCGUCACAAGACCAGCGAACCAGGUUGCCUGCAAAUUGGGUCUAACUAUGAGAAUUAUGGAAACAAGACUUCUCCUGUUGCUGUGGGCUUUGUUUGUGAUUGAAGUGGCCUCCACACAUCGCCCCGCUCCCAGAGUGCACCUGGCUUUUAAAGAAUUGAUGGACACUCGGACAGCAAGGCCUUUCAGUUUCUCCUUCAACACCAGUGACUACCGGAUCUUACACGUUGACCCAGACCAGGGGCGGUUGUACCUGGGAAGCCGCGAAUAUCUUGUUUCUCUGGACAUGCAAAACAUCAACAAAGAGCCUCUCAUUAUCCACUGGCCAGCUCCAGCUCAGAGAAAGGGAGAGUGUCAGAUGACUGGGAAAGGCAGGCAUGGAGAAUGUGCUAACUUUGUGCGUCUGAUUGAGCCGUGGAACAGGACUCACCUGUACACCUGUGGCACAGGAGCUUAUAAACCCAUCUGCACUUUCAUCAACAGAGGCUGGAGAGCUGAGGACUACCUCUUCAGGCUGGUUCCUGGUUUCGUGGACUCUGGGAAGGGGAAAUGCUCUUACGAUCCAAACCAGGAGAAUGUCGCAGCCCUGAUUAAUGGAAACCUGUAUGCAGGAGUGCCGGUGGACUUCAUGAGCAGUGAUCCAGGCAUCUUCAGGACCAUGGGGAGCCGGCCAGCUGUGAGAUCAGAGCAGUAUGACUCUAGGUGGCUGAAUGAACCUGUAUUUGUUCACAUGAAACAGAUUCCUGACAGCUCCGAGAAGAACGACGACAAGCUCUAUUUCUUCUUCCGUGAGAAGAGUCUGGACUCGGGGGGAGGAGCGAGCCCAAGUGUGUUAGCCAGAGUGGGCCGCGUGUGCCUGAAUGAUGAGGGCGGACAGAAGUCUCUCGUGAACAAAUGGACGACUUUUCUGAAGGCCAGGCUGGUGUGCUCUGUGAUGGGAGAUGAUGGGGUGGAAACCUUCUUUGAUGAACUGAGGGAUGUGUUUAUCCAACCUGCCCAGGAUGAACGAAACCCUGUGGUGUAUGGCGUCUUCUCGACUUCUGGCUCUGUGUUUAAAGGCUCAGCCGUGUGUGUCUACUCAAUGGCUGAUAUCCGAAAUGUCUUUAAUGGCCCUUUCGCCCAUAAACACGGUCACAACUACCAAUGGACUACAUACACAGGGAAGAUUCCCUAUCCUCGUCCAGGAACGUGUCCAGGAGGCACGUUCACACCGGGUCUUCAGUCCACAAAAGAGUUCUCCGAUGAAGCGGUUAACUUUAUUCGUGCUCAUCCUCUCAUGUACUAUCCUGUCUAUCCCAUUCACAAGCGCCCUCUAGUGGUGCGCUCUGGUGUAGACUAUCGCUUUACGACUAUUGCAGUGGACCAGGUGGAUGCUGUGGAUGGCCGAUAUGAGGUUCUCUUUCUGGGAACGGAUCAUGGUACAGUCCAAAAAGUUAUAGUCCUGCCCAAGGAUCCCACCACAAUGGAAGAGCUCACUUUAGAGGAAGUGGAAGUUUUCAGGACACCUGCUGCUGUCAAAACAAUGCACAUAUCCGCCAAACGGCAACAGCUGUACGCAUCUUCCGAGGCAGGUCUUACCCAGAUGUCUUUGCACCGCUGUGGAGUGUAUGGAAAGGCCUGUUCGGACUGCUGUCUGGCCAGAGACCCCUACUGUGCCUGGGAUGGAGAUAACUGCUCUGCCUUUACACAAGCCACCAAAAGGAGGAGCAGAAGGCAGGACGUUAAACACGGUGACCCUUUGCGUCAGUGUCGGGGUUACAAUGCCAAAGUGGAGAGGAGACUGAUGGAGAAAGUUCAGUUCGGGGUGGAGGGUAGCAGCACCUUUCUGGAGUGUGUGCCGCGCUCUCCCCAGGCCACUAUCAAAUGGCUCUACCAGAAGGAGGGAAGACGAAAAGUGCUAAAUCGAGACGGGGAAGUUUUGAAGACUCCUCAGGGGGUCCUUCUGAAAACUCUCACCAAAGCAGAUGCUGGUCAGUACCAUUGCCUGGCCACUGAAAAUAACUUCAAACACACGCUGGCUCGUGUCUAUUUACGGAUCCUGGACCGGGACAUCGCUGUAGCCCUCACCACCCCCGAUGAGGAGGAAGAGGCUUCGAGGAGCCAUCGCAAAGACCAUCAACAGGACCCUGCACGUCCUACCCCAGCACUCCUGCUGGAGUCUGAAAUGCGUCUGAUUCAGCAGUACUGCCAGUCCUACUGGGAGCAGCUGACGUCCGGGGGUAACUCUCAGGCGGACCUCCCGAAACGCGCCAACCGCAGACACACAGAAGCACUGAAGGCUAGUGGGGAGUGAGGAGGAGAGUUCCGAGCAGUUUAUGGACUUUCAUAGGUUAGUUCAUGUGCAGUGCCACCUAAAAGUAUUUGGACACUUUUGGACCGUUUGGACACGUUUUACUGUGUUUAAAUGGAAUUGGAAUUUGUGAAUUUCACUAAAAAAUGAAAAGAUAAUUUAUGAACAGUGGCUCCAAAAGUAUUUGGACACUAUUGGACAAUUAAAAAAUAUCACAUUUUUACAAUAUUCAAAAGUUUUUUUUUUUUUUAAUGAAUAAAUCUUUACAGUGUUCAAAAUUAAUUAAUUUGUGAACAGCGGCUUCAUAUAUUUGGAGAUUACUUAAAAAUUACUUAAUUUUUAUGUGUCCAAAAUAAAUUGAUCAUUUUCAAAUGUUCAAAAUUAACCAACCGAAUUAAUUCAUGAACCGUGGCUCCAAAUAUUUGGAAAUUACUUUUUAAAAUGAUUAAUUUUGUUUUUUCUGUGUUCAAAAUUCAAGUUAAAAAAUAUUUGCCAGUUAAUUUUCGCAAUUAAUGAACUGUGUCUGUUGUUUCGAAAUUUGCCACAUGGCUUAAUAUUUUGUGAGCGAAUGCAAUAGCAUUCACUCCAAAAAUGAAGUGUCUAAAUUCUUUUUAGAGUCACUGUAUGUAAUCUUACAUUCAUUCACUGAUCCAAAGUUAAAGUACCUGAGCAUUCUUCUGUUGCAUUGAGAUUGUAGUCAAUGUUGAUUUAGGACUGAGCAUUUCCACUUGCCACAGUGAUUUGACUGCAUUUCAGUAUUAUAAACAGGUGUAAACAUUUACUAACCUCACAAAUAUGACCUUCAGGAUGCAGUCAUUACACACUGGCUUUUAAUUAAAGUAAAAACUUUGAAGCACAUUUAAAGAGGAUAUUACCUCAUAAACGUUCCACUAUCUUGUAGUCAGAAAAACAAAGUUGCUUACAAACUCAUUGUUAAAUUACUCAAUCAGUGGGCCAGUGCAAUUUCAAAUGUUCCACCCUUGAUUAUGAAAUUGUAAAAGUAAUAUAUGUGUGUAUGUACGUUUGAUAGUAAUAUAUGUAUGGAUUCCAAUAACUGGGUUAAUAAUGGCACCAAACAUCUGCAAGAACACUACUUGCCUUCUAUGUGGCUGCUUCUCACUAUUUGUAAUAUAUAUUUAUUUGAAGUUGAAUAUUUUUUAUUGGAUGAUACAUAUUGCUAGAGGAUACUGAAUAAGGGUGGAGGGCAUUUUUGCAUGAUUGACCAAUUCAAUAUGUUGUUAUUUAUUUAAAUGCAUUGAAAAUGACUGACUUGUUUAGGAAAUAACACUUUUAUGCUGUACAUUUAGUUUCAUGCUUUGUGUCUGGUUGAGAAAUCACCAUUCAAGCAAAAACAAACAGUCAAAUAAGUUCACUCAGAUAAUAUCCAACACUGGAAAUAUUUCACAAACUUUGUGUGUGUGGUUUUUUUUUUUAAUAGAAUGGUAGAAUAGUCCAGUUGUAAAUGACAAUGUUAUGUCUUGCUCUUAGAUGUUGAUGUCUUGUAAGAAAAAAUAAAAAAGCAAUAAUUUGCAAGCCUUA
Messenger RNA from Pimephales promelas (fathead minnow), 4283 nucleotides. RefSeq names its product sema domain, immunoglobulin domain (Ig), short basic domain, secreted, (semaphorin) 3Ga (gene sema3ga). Gene Ontology annotation, biological process: positive regulation of cell migration; axon guidance; negative chemotaxis. Lineage: Eukaryota; Metazoa; Chordata; Actinopteri; Cypriniformes; Leuciscidae. Gene Ontology annotation, cellular component: plasma membrane. The record is from RefSeq and is a predicted model, not a curated record. Gene Ontology annotation, molecular function: chemorepellent activity; semaphorin receptor binding.